Molecule: messenger RNA, 1651 nt
Organism: Leptopilina heterotoma
Lineage: Eukaryota; Metazoa; Arthropoda; Insecta; Hymenoptera; Figitidae
Gene: Sgf11
Product: ataxin-7-like protein 3
Exons: 2
Coding region: 161-1135 (324 amino acids)
Biological process (GO): positive regulation of DNA-templated transcription; regulation of transcription by RNA polymerase II
Cellular component (GO): SAGA complex; DUBm complex
Molecular function (GO): transcription coactivator activity
Source: RefSeq, a predicted model, not a curated record
AUGAAUGGGAAAGAAAAACAAAUAAUUACAAAAAAAAUAUAUGUCACAUUAAAAAGAAAAUAAAUAUAAUUUUAAAAAAAUGUUAUUUACAAAUAUAAUGAAAAAUUGUAUUAACUUACUUCUGUAUUGUUAAUGAAAAUUAAAAAUCAUAAGCGAAAAAAUGUCCGUCACUGAGGAGAAAAUUGAGGAAUUAAAUAAUAGAUUUUCGGAAUUUAUUAAUAAAAAAGAAAAUGUCGAAUCAAUAACAACAGAAUUUUAUGAAGAUUUAUUGGAUGAGGUAUUGAUGGGCUUUGUUUUUGACGUUCAUCGAACAAUUAAAAGUGGCAGUUCCAAUGUUGAAGAAGGCAUUCCAGACGAUGAGUCUUACGUCAUUAUAGAUUCACCGGGAUUGGACGUGUUUGGUCAGCAUCCAGUGAAAAAAUCCCAAGAAUGUAAUUGUCCAAAUUGCGAUCGUGGCGUUGCCGCUUGUCGAUUUGCCACCCAUUUGGAAAAAUGUAUGGGAAUGGGUCGUAAUAGUUCACGUAUUGCUUCGCGCCGCAUUGCAAAUAAUACCAAGGAUUUGAGUAAUUUUAGUGGAAUUAUUAGCGACGACGAGGACGAUGUCGAUUGGAGUAUGACAAACGAUAAGCGUAAACGUAAAAAGGAACGAAAUGGUAUUAAAAAAUAUAAACAACAAAAAAGUGGACAAAGAAAUGGCGACAGCAAUGAUGUCGUUUACACGAGCAAUGAAAAUUCACCGUCAAACUAUGAGAAUAUGACGAUUGAAGAGAAAAAGCAACUUUUGACGCAAAUUUGCGGCGUUAUAUCGGAGCAUACAAAGAAACUUUGUACAAGAUCUGUACGUUGUCCACAGCACACUGACGAACAACGACGUGAAAUGAGAGCGAAUUUAGACAAUAGCGGACAACAGGACAGCAUAAAUGUUGAUGUUGUCGAAACAAAUGAUGAUGAGAGUCAACAUUCGAGGGAGAAUUUCACCAGAUGGGAUCAGGAGGGUUCAAGUCAUUCGAGUCCCGCCGAUUCGACAUCAACAACAACAUCGACAAAUUCAACGAAAAAAAAAGAAACAAAAUCAAGGGGCAAGGGGAAAAAUUCAAAACGCGAUCGUAAUUCACCAUUUUCUCAGGGAGAUUAAAGAAAAAAAAAAUUGAGAGAUUUUUUUUCUUUAAUUUAAAUCUUUUUUAAAAUUUUCCAAAUUUUCUAAAAGGUUUUUACCCUGUAAAAAAGGAAUUUUUUCCUUUACAGUCAAAAUUUAAAUUCGAAUUUACUUUUAAAUUAUUAAUUCUUUUAAUUUUAUUUAUUUGUAAUUUAAAGAAAGAAAAUUGAAAACAAAAAUUUCUAUUAUUGAAAAGAAAUAGAAAUCACCGCCAUUUGCAAAUUGUGGUAAAUAUUUGUAUUUUUUAUCUCAAAAAGUAAAAUUUGAUUUUUACAUUAUCGUAUGUCACAUGAGAAAGUAUUAUUUUUCUUGUAGAUAUUUUACAUAUAAACAGUAUAAAAAUUGAUGAAAUUUUUCUGUUAAAUGUAAUUAUUCGAAUAGAGACUGUUUUUAUAAUAAGAAAAUAUUUAUUUUUCGAUUUGUGCUUUUAAAAACUGAUCCGAAAGAGAGAUAAAGAAAGUGGAGGAGAGAGAAAGAUAGAGAGCUUCCUUCAAU